Messenger RNA from Anoplopoma fimbria (sablefish), 3711 nucleotides. Its product is annotated as neuronal acetylcholine receptor subunit alpha-7-like. Gene Ontology annotation, biological process: nervous system process; monoatomic ion transmembrane transport; regulation of membrane potential. The record is from RefSeq and is a predicted model, not a curated record. Bases 369 to 2222 code for a protein of 617 amino acids. The transcript has 11 exons. Gene Ontology annotation, molecular function: transmembrane signaling receptor activity; acetylcholine-gated monoatomic cation-selective channel activity. Lineage: Eukaryota; Metazoa; Chordata; Actinopteri; Perciformes; Anoplopomatidae. Gene Ontology annotation, cellular component: postsynaptic membrane; synapse; neuron projection.
GUUGCUACCUAUUGCACCACGAAAGUUAGGGGGGAACCCACCGCGAGAGUAAGAAAGGGAAAAGGAAACAGACACGAGUUAAGUUUCGAUUUCAUUUCUGACGACAAGUUAGGUUUCCAUUGUUGAUCACGUGACCCGCGGAGGCACAAACAGGGGCAGACAAGAAUAAUGCCCAGACAUGAGGAGGGACACAGGCUUCUGCUCGGUAUAACAACUCUGUGGUGGUCGAGUCGAGGUCAUCCUGUGGUCCACCUCAACAAGAAACCCCGCUCUCUAUCUCACUCUCCCCUUUCCCCCUCCUCCCUCGUCUCCUCUCUCUCUAUUUCUCCCUCUUCCACUCUUUCUCUGUUUAUCCCGAGGAAUGCAGUAUGAGGCAGGCUGUGGCUCUCUGGCUGUUGACACUCGCUGCUCUGCUCAGGGUAUCAGUGCAGGGUCCCCACCAGCGGUUUCUGCUCAGGGAGCUGCUGAGGGACUACAACCCCAUGGAGAGGCCGGUGGCCAACGACUCCCAGAGUCUCACUGUUCAGUUCUCCUUUACUCUGAUGCAGGUCAUGGAUGUGGAUGAAAAGAACCAGAUCCUCACCACAAAUGCCUGGCUGCAGAUGCAGUGGUACGACCACUACCUCCAGUGGAACCAGUCAGAGUAUCCUGGAGUUAAGAACCUCCGGUUCACUCCUGACCAGGUCUGGACACCUGACAUAUUGCUUUACAACAGUGCUCAUGAUAAGUUUGAUGCCACCUUUAAGACCAACGUGCUGGUUAACUCCAGUGGCUUCUGUGAGUAUCUGCCUCCAGGAAUAUUUGUCAGCACAUGUACCGUGGAUGUGCGGUGGUUUCCGUUUGACAUCCAGCGCUGUGAACUGAAGUUUGGCUCCUGGACGUUUGAUGGCUGGCUGCUGGACCUCCAGAUGAAGGAGGCAGAUGUGUCCGGAUACAUGACCAACGGAGAGUGGGACCUAGUGGAGGUCCCUGGAGGUCGUCACGAAGUUUUCUAUGACUGCUGUCCAGAGCCCUACCCCGAUGUCACCUUUGUGGUGACCUUACGAAGGAGGACCUUGUUUUACGCUCUCAACCUCCUCCUCCCCUGUGUGCUCCUCUCCUCCAUGACUCUAGUGGUUUUCCUGCUCCCCGCCAACUCGGGGGAGAAGAUAAGCCUGGGCAUCACGGUUCUGCUUUCUCUGACUGUCUUCAUGCUGAUGGUUGCAGAGAUUAUGCCCGCCACUUCAGAUUCUGUGCCCCUGAUAGGUCAGUACUUUGUCAGCACCAUGGUGAUUGUCGGGAUGUCGGUCGUGGCCACAGUCUUCGUCCUUCAGUUCCAUCACCACAGCCCCAACAGUGGACACAUGCCCCGUUGGGUGCACCUGGUUCUGCUGCAGUGGGUUCCUUGGUUCCUGCGGAUGAAGCGUCCAGGAGAGGGAGCAGAGCCGCCUCUUUCCAGCUGCCAAGUAGACUCUCAGAGCAAAACGCUGUCCUCUCCUACCACCACCACUACCACCAACACCAUCCCCACGCCAGUGCCCUCCAACCUCCCCCAGAGCCUCAACUCCCUGCAGGCCAGCCUGGCACAGCUCAACACCCACCGGCCCAACUCUCAGGCUGUCAUCCUCCCUAAUGCCAUCCAUAGAGAUCCGAGCUCCAAUCCACAUUCACAGCCCAACGGCCAUCUGCUUUACAUGGGCUUCCAAACCUUCCAGUCCGCCGCGGAGCUGGAGCAAGUUCAGAGGAGCAGGGCCACCAGUCAUGGGAGGUUCAGCAGUGGACUAGGUGGAGGAGAAGGAGAGGGAGGAGAGGCAGGAGGAGGAGGACAAACUGGAGAUACACCUAUCCAUCACCACAUGCAAUCUUCCAAGUUUGGGACCCCCCCACAGGAAACUCCACUGUCCCCAGACCCGGAUCCAUUAACCGCAUCCUCUGGACCCUGCGGCCUAGAGGCUGGGGUUGUAACAGGGAGAUCGGCUGCUAUACACACCCACAGCGGUGUGAUCCGUUCUGUGGCCGUUGACAACCAGCUGCAGGCUCUUCUGAUGGAGGUGCAGUUUUUAGUCGAACGCGUUAAGGAGCAGGACCGGCAGCUCAGUUUGGCAGAGCAGUGGCAGUUCGCUGCAGCCGUCAUCGACCGCCUGUGCCUGAUGGGAUUCAGUGUUUUCAACAUCAUCUGCACCAUCGCUAUUCUCAUGGCUGCACCCAACUUUGGGGAGGCUCUGUCAAAAGACUUUCUCUGACAGACUAAAAACAGAGAGAUAUGAGAGAGUGGGAGAUGUGAAGGAUUUGUUGGAAGCACAAUGGCUGCUAAUGACACUGGGACAUACAGCAGCAGAUAUUUCCUAUUGAGUAAGCUGGAGUGGACUGUGAUGCUGAGAUGUUAUGAUGCUAUAUUUUUGUGUGUGCCAUUUUUCACGAGAGAAAGUAUCUGAUGAUGCUCGAAUUCACUGUUUACCCUGUCUUUGCAAUGGUUUCUAUGACAGUUUGAUUGAUGUGUUUUGUUUUCCCCCCUUCCCCCAAAACAGUGAAAGAAUUGUCUCAUGCAUUGAUUGUUUUGGUGAGUUUUAUUUUCAACUGUUGGAAAGUCAACUGAAACCUUCCACAGAGCAGCAAAUGUUUAAUUGGAAUAUGGAUAACCAUUUGAGGAUUUUUAUCUUUAAUUUUAUAUUAUUUGACAGUGAAAUAAGAAAUGAAGAGUUUUGUGAAUGAGGAUGUUGAAGGAAAUCACCCCAGAAUUAUUUGAUAACUGGGAAGCAUGACUUUACCAAAAUUGUUAUAUAGUAUCAGUACUGCCGUCUUUGGAUGCUACAAGACGAUGCUCUGUAGAGAAACUGGACUGUGACGUGCCGCAUGUAAACCUGCAUUUCUUGACAAAACAGACCAGAGUCUCUGUGUGCUGUUUUGUUACACGCUUCCCCAAAUACUAUUCUUAUAGCGGUACAUACAUUUUGUUACCACUGGCAGUUUUUUUAACAGGAUUUUAUUUUGUGAUUAAUUAUUUUAGAAUUAAGGUUUCCUUUUCAAUCGGAUGCCCAAAGUCAUUGUGAUCAGUAUUUAUUCCAACACUCUUUAUCACAAUUAUACAGCCUGAACAUCAUCCAUGUAAUGGGAUGAUGACAUUGGUGAUUCAUUUUGCAGCUACUUUAACAAUCACGUGAGUAGUUCUUUUAAAAAGCAGAACAUGUACUUUCCCUAGAAAACUACCCAGUAUACUGCCAUAGAGGUGUUUUUUUACCUUCUUGUUUUUGUUUCACCUUUAUUUAACCAGGAUAGGUCCCAUUGGGAUUAAAAAUCUCUUUUUCAAGGGACUCAUUGCCAAGAUAUGCAGCAGCACAAGAUAAAAACAAGUGAUUGUAAACUGACACAAAAACAGAAGAACAGACAAUACUAUUACUUAUAACGUCACAAGGAACAAAGUGCAAUACAAGCCAUGCAUCCAAACAUCCUUUUAAGCACCAACACCCAAACGAUUCUGUCUCCAUAUCUUUUAAAAUGGAUUUGAUAUUCACUUUCUAUAAAAUUAAACAGUACAAUGACAUGAUAUCUCAGCUGGAGGGUUGUUUAAACCUCGCUCAUCCACUCAUUCACACUUUUGUGUAUGCAGAAAAAAUAUAAUCUCUAUGACCCUGCCUGUACCCUGAAUGUAAAUUGUGCCACACAUUUUGCAGGAGUGUUGGACACUUUGAAUGCCAUCGAGUUGUGACGGACCGAGCUGUAAACAUUGUGAAA